GACGCCUGCAGAAAAAUUUGCUUGGAGUGGUAAUCGGGGGUCAGUUAUAUGUGGCCGUGCUUCACCGUGCCUCUUUGGUUCUGCUUACAAAGGAAAAUGAUCCAUAUUUCAUUAUUUUUUAGAUCGUAUUCAGGACUAACAUUUAGCGGUUGCUGUCCAUUUGGCGAUAUGCAUGGGGAUACACAAAGUCUUUUAAUUUGUCUUAAACCUCCUGUUGAUAUGAGUCUUUAUCCCCCACCUGUACCCUCAAAAAGUGCUCAUCUAAUCAUUAAAUAUGAGCAAUGGGCUUCGUGCGCAUUAUUGUAAAUACGGUGACACGUUCUUCUUGCGUUGUCAUCAACCACAUUUUCCUAACCAGCAAGCCUAAAAUACGUACUUCCCAUUUCUCAUCCAGUGACAGCAGUGCUAUGAUUCUGCGGGGUGGAGCAGGUGCCUUAAAAAGAGUUUCCUUCGGCUAUUGUCCUGACAAACUACAGUGACCGUCCGCAAUGACCAAGAGGGGCCUGAACUACUUCUCAUACCUUAUAUUUAAAAAUCCCGACACAGAGCGGCACCCUGAUGUUCAGAAUGGUGUCUGUCAGAAGAAGGACGACAGCGGCGGCAGAGACGAGAAUGUGGAGAGGGGAAACUGGGCGAGCAAGCGGGAGUACAUCCUGUCCAUGAUAGGCUACGCGGUCGGGCUCGGGAACGUCUGGAGGUUCCCCUACCUGGCUUACAGAAACGGGGGAGGGGCCUUCCUCAUCCCCUACUUCACCAUGCUGCUGGUGGCCGGACUGCCCGUCUUCCUCAUGGAGUGCUCCCUCGGCCAAUUCUGCAGUCAGGGGCCUAUCAACGUCUGGAUGGCUGUACCCAUAAUGCAAGGUGUGGGGAUCACGAUGGUGCUGGUGAGCAGUUUAGUAGCAAUUUACUACAAUGUUAUUAUAGCCUACAGCAUCUACUACAUGUUUGCAUCCUUCCAAUCACCAUUACCCUGGAGCAACUAUGCUAUUUGGUCAGAUGAGAACUGCAGCCUGACCCCUAGAGAUGACGGCAGCAGUGUGGUGAACAUGAUGCAGAACACCACCUUUCCAGAAGCAAAUAUCAGCAGUGUACCCGUGCAAAACCCCAGUGAACGAUACUGGAAUGAGGUGGUGCUCCAGCGUUCGGGGGGCCUGGGUGAGACUGGAGAGAUCGUGUGGCCCCUGGGACUCUGCCUCUUGCUUGCCUGGGUGCUUAUCGGUGGAGCCCUUUACAAAGGCAUUAAGUCCUCUGGGAAAGUGGUGUAUUUCACUGCAACCUUUCCCUAUGUGGUUCUCUUCAUACUUUUGGUGAGGGGACUGACUCUGGAGGGAGCCAGAGAUGGGAUUCAGUACUAUAUUGGCUCCCAGUCCAAUCUGACCAAGCUAAUGGAAGCGGAGGUGUGGAGAGAUGCCGCAACGCAGAUUUUCUAUUCUCUCUCGGUUGCCUGGGGAGGACUGACAGCCCUUUCUUCCUACAACAAGUUCAAGAACAACUGUUACAAGGACUGCAUCAUCGUCUGCCUUACAAACUGUGGCACCAGUAUCUUUGCUGGUUUUGCUAUCUUCUCCAUACUGGGCCACAUGGCCCAUGUGUACGAGAAGCCAGUGCCUGAAGUUGUUGAGUCAGGCUUUGCCUUGGCUUUUGUUGCCUACCCAGAAGCCCUCUCAAAACUCCCUGUAUCUCCAUUAUGGUCCAUCCUCUUCUUCUUUAUGCUGCUCACCCUUGGUUUGGACUCACAGUUUGCUAGUAUAGAAACUAUUACAACUUCCAUUCAAGACGCUUUUCCCAGGCUCUUCAGGUCAAAGAGGUUCCACAUCACCGUAGCAACCUGUGCCAUCCUUUUUCUGAUUGGUCUGCCUUGUGUCACCAGAGCAGGAAUAUACUGGGUGAAACUGCUUGACCAUUUCUGUGCUGGCUGGAUACUGCUGGUCACUGCAUUGCUGGAGCUCAUUGGAUUGUCCUAUAUCUACGGGGCAAACCGGUUUAUCAAAGACAUUGAGAUGAUGAUAGGGACUAGGAGCGCCCUCUUCUGGCUGUGGUGGAGAGCCUGCUGGUUAUUCAUCACCCCAUGUGUGCUUUCAGUGAUUCUGGUUUGGUCAUUGUCCAGCUUCACCCCCCCGACCUACGGCUCAGUGGUUUAUCCCAGAUGGGGCUUGUCCCUUGGGUGGUGCCUCCUUACAUUCUGCCUUAUUUGGAUCCCCAUUGUAUCUAUGUGGAAGCUGUGGAAGGCUGAUGGUAGCCUUUGGCAGCGCUGUAAAGUGGUUUGUACCCCGACGGACAAGUGGGGGCCCUACCUGGAGAUCCACCGGACUGAGCGCUAUGCACAGCGGCGUGCCCUGCAAAUAAGCCCCAGCAUUGAGAUGUCUGCUCCCUCUGACGUUAGCAGCACCAGCUGUGGUCUGGCCACUCCAUCAGAACCUCUGAACUACAGCACAUUAUUUUGAUUUUUUUCUGUCUUCCACCGCUGUCGCUCCCCUGAUAACUUGGAUGUUUCCAUUACCAGAUGUUUGAUUGUAUGGUGGCAGAGGGCAGCUGAAGCAUGCUGCUUAAGAUCACCCCACUGGCCUGAUAGUCCCUGCAGCUCACAAAAACAAAUGACUUUUUCCAGCAGCCUGCUAAGAUCCCCUUGCUGAUUUAGAUCCUGCCUUCCUCAAUGGAAUGAUGUCAGAGUUGUUCUGUACCUUGAGGUCUUGCUGCAAUUGAUGAAAGCAAAAUAGGAACAAAUGACUUGUACAUAAAAUAUUCAGCAAGUGUAUAUUGUAUAAAAAUAUGGGCUCUUAACUAUGUGAAAACAUUGUUUUUAUAGAUGUUUCAAACAAUAUAUCUGCUAGAGCAAUUUUAAUGUUAUAUCCACUGAAUUAUUUGCUUGGCCUAUUAAAAAUAUUUUAUUUGUACUCAUUACCAUUAUGAAUUCACGUAAGUAGCAAAGCCCAACAAAAUUACAGGUGCCCCCCCUCCUGUGGGACCACCACCAGCAGGGGGGGCUGUGGGGGU
Messenger RNA from Paramormyrops kingsleyae, 2994 nucleotides. RefSeq names its product solute carrier family 6 member 14 (gene slc6a14). Gene Ontology annotation, cellular component: plasma membrane. NCBI's taxonomy places the organism in Eukaryota, Metazoa, Chordata, Actinopteri, Osteoglossiformes, Mormyridae. Gene Ontology annotation, molecular function: beta-alanine transmembrane transporter activity; alanine transmembrane transporter activity; (R)-carnitine transmembrane transporter activity. The record is from RefSeq and is a predicted model, not a curated record. Gene Ontology annotation, biological process: (R)-carnitine transmembrane transport; sodium ion transmembrane transport; beta-alanine transport.